This is a messenger RNA of Xiphophorus hellerii (green swordtail), 2351 nucleotides long. RefSeq names its product parapinopsin-like. Lineage: Eukaryota; Metazoa; Chordata; Actinopteri; Cyprinodontiformes; Poeciliidae. The coding region runs from base 59 to 1081 and encodes 340 amino acids. Gene Ontology annotation, molecular function: G protein-coupled receptor activity. The transcript is spliced from 4 exons. The record is from RefSeq and is a predicted model, not a curated record. Gene Ontology annotation, biological process: G protein-coupled receptor signaling pathway; visual perception. Gene Ontology annotation, cellular component: membrane.
AACUCUGACAUAAGAAGGAAACAUAGAGUCGGACCCCCUUUUUUCCUGCUUUGCAGCAAUGCAGCCCCCUGCGCUUUUACCAAAUGCUUCGUUCUACAUGGAUCCACCGGAGGAGCCCCCUCUGUCACGAGCAGGCUUCAUCGUACUCUCCGUCAUCAUGGCCUUUUUUACUAUUCCUGCCAUUGUGCUGAACGGUACAGUGAUCAUCGUGUCUCUCAUGCACAAGCAGCUGAGGCAGCCGCUCAACUACGCUCUGGUGAACAUGGCCGCAGCCGACUUGGGCACAGCGAUGACCGGGGGGGUGCUGUCGGUGGUCAACAACGCCCAGGGAUACUUCUCUCUGGGCAGGACAGGCUGUGUGAUGGAGGGCUUCACUGUGUCCUUGUGUGGCAUCACAUCCCUGUGCACAGUGGCUCUGAUUGCAGUGGAGAGGAUGUUUGUGGUGUGCAAGCCUCUGGGACAGGUAACCUUCCAAAAGAAGCAUGCCGUCGGAGGUAUAGUCUUGUCUUGGCUCUGGUCUCUUGCCUGGAACUUGCCCCCACUCUUCGGCUGGGGCAGGUACGAUCUGGAGGGUGUCGGGACGUCCUGCGCACCAGACUGGCACAACACAGACCCCAACAAUGUCUCCUACCUCAUUGCUUACUUUGCUGUGUGUUUCGCCUUUCCUCUCACUCUGAUCCUGGUCUCAUAUGCAAAACUUCUGUGGACGUUACACCAGGUUUCAAAGAUGGCCUGUGUGGAAGGUGGAGCAGUAGCUAAAGGGGAGAUGAAGGUGGCGUCCAUGGUGAUUCUGAUGGUGCUGUCAUUCCUGGCAGCCUGGCUGCCGUACGCCGGUCUGGCCAUGUUUGUAGUCUGCAGACCUGAUGCAAAGAUUCAUCCGCUGGUGGGCACGCUGCCGGUUUACCUGGCGAAAAGCAGCACUGCGUACAAUCCCAUCAUCUAUAUCUUGCUCAACAAACAGUUUCGUAAGUACGCGGUUCCCUUCCUGCUUUGCGGGAAGGAGUUGGUGGAGGAAGACGAGGCGUCAGAGGCAACAACCACCGUGGAGGCCAUGUCUACAAAUAAAGUGGCUCCCAGUUGAAAUCUUAUAACCAGAUUUUUUUGCGUUAAGCACAUCAAUAAAUCAGUGACCUGUAGUUGUCUUUAUUUUUUAAUCUGCAAUAAAGACAAAACAAUAACCGAGUCACAAAUAAACGAGAGCAUUAAGUCAGCAUAAAUUUAUUUAUUGAUGAUAGAAAACAAAAUAUCAAAUGAAGUCAAGGCCAAAAUAAAAUGAAAAAAAGAAAAUACAAAAAAUGCAUUGAUACAAAAUCUAGAGGAUUUAAAUAUGUAUUAAAGCAUUUGCUACAGAGAGAAAUGAUGUUUUACUGAAUAAAAACAUUGAGGAAAUGUCAAGACUUUCAAGUAGAGAACAUUACCGUGGGUCAUCCCAUAUGUUUGUACAUAUUUUACAUUAGCUUCUAUUUUAAUACAGAUUUCUGAACAUUAAUAAUCGUUAUAGUAAGAAUAAUAAUCAUAACAAGAUGAAGAAAAACUAACAAAAAUGUUUCAAUGAAUAUGUGUUUCUCUGUAAACUGGUAUGUUUUUCUGUUGUUUUUUUUUCCAUACCUGUGAAACAGAGGAACAGUGCACCUUGAAAAUAUUUUUUAUACUCUUUCAUUCCCAGCAUUUAGAGGUGAGGUGUAAAUGACAGAUACAGAUUCCACUAAACCAUAUGCACGUUCACAAAAAGUACAAAAAUCGUCUCACCUUAAUACACAAAUCUGUUUAGAAAAAGGAGAAACAAAAAGCACUAUACAUUUACUUGUGCAAAGACAAACAACUAUGUGCUAAUAUUUAAAUACCAUUGGUAUAGACUUAACCAAAUCAUUUUCUUUUCUCAGGAAUUCCCUGACAUGAGGUAAAAGUAAGUUCUCUUUAUCUUUAGUUUCAAAACAACUUUUUAAAAGUCUUUACAAAAUAAUGCAUAUCUUCAGUUCAUUAGUUCUGUAAUUGCUACAAAUAGUACAAUGUGCCUUUUAUGUGCAUUGGUCCUUUUAGCCACCAACAAAAAGGACUAGAACACACUUUUUUUUGUUUGAAACUCACAAACAAUUCAAAGAGCCCUUUCAAUGUGCACACAAAGUGGAAAACCUCAACGUUCAAGACAGCAUUCAGAUUGAGAGUACACCCACCGACGAAUCAAGUGCUCAUGAGCAACACGUCAUAGGAACCUUAAACAUCAUCUGUGGAAAGUUCAACUCUACGUUUUGAUACUUGAAAGAAACACUAUUGUUUAUUUAGUCCAGUAUGUCACGGACUUGGGAAUGAUAACUGAUGAAACACAGAAGAAGUUGAGCUGUUAUGAGGGG